GGUCAUUCCUUGAUUAUUCUAUGCACAUAAUCCAAAUUGGUUUCUUACUCUUCUUUUUUGUACAGUAGUUCCUUGAAUUAAAAAAACCCAACACAAGAAUUUCAAAUCUGAGUUUAAUUUUUGGGAUUUUUUUUUGUUUCUGAUCUUGAUGUUGUCUCCUCACAAACAAUUAUCGCCUUUUUGGUUUCUUCUUCUUUUAUUUCUAUGGAGUAUUUCAAUUUUUAUGGUAGAAUCAACAUGCAAAAAAGGGUGCCCUUUAGCUUUAGGUUCAUUCUAUGUAUGGCCAGGGGCAAACAUCACAUUCAUAGCCCAAGUGCUGGGAACUACUACAGGUGAUGUACUCAGUUAUAACCCAAGUGUUCCUGACAAAGAUAGGGUUCAAUCUGGUUCCAGGGUCAAUGUUCCUUUCUCCUGUGAUUGCCUCAAUGAUGGCCAAUUUCUGGGUCAUAUGUUUGAGUAUAGGGUUCAAAAGGGUGAUACUUACAUCAGAGUUGCGCAGACAUACUAUUCAGAUCUUACUACUGCAAGUUGGAUUCAGAAAUUCAAUAGUUUCCCCGCAACUAAUAUACCUGAAAAUUCCAUUGUUAACGUACCUGUUAAUUGCUCUUGUGGGAGUAGUGAUAUUGAUAAGAGUUAUGGUUUGUUCUUGACUUACCCUCUGCGUGCUGAGGAUAGUUUGAGCUCUAUUGCUCAGUAUUCGAAUUCGACCCCGAGUUUGCUGCAGAGUUAUAACCCAAAUGUGAAUUUUAGUGCUGGAACUGGGAUUGUGUUCAUUCCUGCUAAAGAUAAAACUGGACAGUAUCCUCCUCUGCCAAGCUCAGCAGGACUUUCUGGUGUAGUCAUUGCCGUUAUAUCUGUGGCAGUCGUAGCUGUUGUGAUUAUUUUGGCUAUUUUAUUUGUGCGUAUGAGAAGAAAGAGAAUGAAGAAGGCUUCAAUAAUCCUUGGCAAGCCUGAAGAGGUGUUACCACGGUCUGUUUAUGGAAGUUCCCAUAAUGCAAGUUCCAUGGAUGCUGGAAACAUGGGUGUGACUGUUGACAAAUCAGUUGAGUUCUCCUAUGAAGAGCUUGCGCAAGCAACAGAAAACUUCAGCAUGGCUAACAAGAUUGGUUCAGGUGGUUUUGGGGAUGUUUUUUAUGCAGAGCUGAGAGGGGAGAAAGCAGCUGUCAAGAAGAUGGAUAUGCAAGCAUCUAAAGAAUUUCUUGCUGAGUUAAAGGUUUUGACUCGUGUUCAUCACUUGAAUCUGGUUCGCUUGAUUGGAUAUUGUGUUGAAGAGUGUCUUUUCCUGGUAUAUGAAUUUAUAGAGAAUGGCAAUUUAAGCCAACAUUUGCGUGGCUCAGGAAAAGACCCACUAACCUGGCCUACCAGAGUGCAAAUUGCCCUUGAUUCAGCAAGGGGUCUUGAGUACAUUCAUGAGCACACAGUCCCUGUUUAUAUCCACCGUGACAUUAAAUCUGCCAAUAUACUGAUAGACAAGAGCUGCCAUGCAAAGGUUGCAGAUUUUGGAUUGACCAAGCUGACUGAAGUUGGAAAUAAUUCUGCUCCCACACGUCUUGUGGGUACAUUUGGAUAUAUGCCUCCAGAGUAUGCUCAGUAUGGUGAGGUCUCUCCAAAAGUUGAUGUUUAUGCAUUUGGAGUUGUCCUCUAUGAGCUUAUAUCAGCCAAGGCAGCUGUAGUGAAGCAAAAUUUCUCUGGUCCUGACUCAAAGGGCCUUGUCGGUAUGUUUGAGGUUGUUCUCAAACAGAAUGACCAAAACGAGAUUCGUAAACUGGUGGAUCCUAGGCUGGGGGACGACUACCCUAUUGACUCGGUUUGUAAGGUGGCACAACUUGCAUAUAAGUGCACUCAAGAGGAUCCUCAUCUAAGGCCAAGCAUGAGGUCUGUUGUGGUAAACUUAAUGACUCUGUCAUCCACAACAGGUGAGUGGGACACAGGUGCCUACUACGAAAGCCAUCUUGCAAAAGUAAGAUCUACACAUUAAAAGAGUUUAUGUCACAAUGGAUGAAAAGAAGAAAGGCGAGAAUGUAAAGGGUCGUGUUGAAAUGUUGGCGAAAUUUCUUUUGCCAUUACAACUCUGUAUAUAGGCAAUGUAAUCGUUGUAAUAUGAUCUUGAAGGUUACCUUGCCCAGACACAGCGUUUUGUAGCAGUUGCGAUGAUUAAAUUCAGUAACUGUAAGAAUAUCUGGUGCAGGAGCUGAAAAACAGUCCAUUCUUUCUGGGUGUGUAUUUAUCAGAGGGUUAUUAAAUAAGAGGAGUUUAUUGUUUAA
Molecule: messenger RNA, 2264 nt
Organism: Spinacia oleracea (spinach)
Lineage: Eukaryota; Viridiplantae; Streptophyta; Magnoliopsida; Caryophyllales; Amaranthaceae
Product: chitin elicitor receptor kinase 1
Exons: 12
Coding region: 149-1978 (609 amino acids)
Biological process (GO): innate immune response; protein phosphorylation
Molecular function (GO): ATP binding; transmembrane receptor protein kinase activity
Source: RefSeq, a predicted model, not a curated record